CUGUAUUGUCCAUACAUACAAUAAGAAACACCUUCAGAGAUAAGGCUGGAGCGAAUCGGUCUUUAUCAGCAUUUCCACUGAACGCUUACGCCGGAGAGCAGUGCAAAACGGAGCGGAUGGUAAACACGACUAGAAAAUGAACAAAGAGUGGACCGGAGAAUAAGAAGGCGAAAUAGCAAGACAGAGAGAGAAAGAGAGAAAAAGAGGGAACGAAAAGCACAAGUUAAUAUGAGUGAAUAAUUAGCCAUAGGCGGUUCAGUCGACACAACAUGCGGAAUAUUAGAAAUCUCAAGGAUCCCACGACCUGGACGUGGCUCCACCUCUUGCACCUUCUAAGCCUUCUCCUCUACGCUCAGGCAGAUGUGGCGAAGGAGUUUUGUGGGGAAUAUGGCACUACCAUCACCUGCGAUUGCAAUAACUCCGAUCAGCCCAUGGCCUUGCCACUUCUUAAGGGCUCUGUCUACAUGGUUGAGAUUCGCAAUUGUCGGGAUCUUGUGGUGGAUGCCAAUCGUCUGGCGGAUACAAUGGAUCUACGAAAGGUUACCUUUCGUAAUGUGGGACAGCUAGUGCUCCGCGAGCAUGCACUUAGUGUGCCCCGCUAUGCCAGCAACAAAGCUCUGAUCGUUGAAUUCGAACAGACCAACCUCAAGCUAAUCGAAUCGCAUGCCAUCAAUGGCAACAUCGAGGAGAUCUCAUUCGUGGGCGGAAGGAUAGACCUGAUGAAGCCCUUCGGCUUCACCACCACCAAGGAUAGUGCCAUAUUGCUCAAGUUAGAUGGAGUAACCAUACAGCGGAUCGAAAGUCAGGCCUUCAAAAAGUUCGCCGUGGAGCAGAUGAUCAUCGCUAACUGCCAGUUCCUGGGCGAUCUGCCCACCCGAGCUUUCUACGAACUUGAGGUAACCAACGAGUUGAGUUUGCGGGGCAAUCAGUUUCAGGAGAUCCACUCCCAUGCCUUCUCCUUUAAGCUUGUCUCAAAGUUAAGCCUAAGUGAUAAUCACUUCGUAUCCGUGGAUGGCGAGUGGUUGGAAGCCCAAAUCCGGGAUGCAGUGACUAUAAGAGGAAACGAUUUUGGAGCCACCAGUGAGAUUGCCUUCCGCAGUCUCACCGUUCAUCGUUCUUAUCAGCUUAGUGAGCACCUGGAACUGCGUUUCCACAACAACAGCCUGCGAAGCUUGCGUCCAGGAGCAGAUCCCAGUGUAGAUCUGGCAAAUGGAGCGGAAGCAGCACCGCAGCCCCUGCGUUUCGACGACAGAUUCUCACUUAGCAUCCGGGAUCUUCGCUAUGAUAACUCCUGGAACUGUGAGCAGCUGGACAGGAAUGUUGAGCCACCAUUGCCGCGUGCUGACUUUUUCCGAAUUCACAGCGAUCAGCUGAUGUUCUAUCCACCAGAUUCCAAUGGAGAACGCCAGAGUCAUCACUAUAUGCCACUGCGAAUGCUGAUCACGGAUCAGUGUCGUGAGCAGAGCUAUAUGGCUUAUAUAAUCUCGGGUAGUGUAAUAUUGGGAUUACUACUCCUUCUGUUGAUCCUUUUGCUCUGGUGGCGAGUGGUGCAAAAGCGACGACGCCGCAAACUGGACGUAGUGCAGCCGGAACCGCGCACUUACAAGGAAACCCAGAUCGUAUACCAAAUCGAGAAUGCUGGCCUGCUAAAGACUGAUUUGUAGACAGACGCCAAGGAAAGACACUAAGAGGAAUGUUUAGGCAACCUUUGACCUCGAACAGAACCUCUGAAAUCAUAGAGACAUAUAGCUGAAUGAAG
Messenger RNA from Drosophila eugracilis, 1759 nucleotides. RefSeq lists its product as uncharacterized. The record is from RefSeq and is a predicted model, not a curated record. NCBI's taxonomy places the organism in Eukaryota, Metazoa, Arthropoda, Insecta, Diptera, Drosophilidae.